Molecule: messenger RNA, 1332 nt
Organism: Dermatophagoides farinae (American house dust mite)
Lineage: Eukaryota; Metazoa; Arthropoda; Arachnida; Sarcoptiformes; Pyroglyphidae
Source: RefSeq, a predicted model, not a curated record
AUCAUCAUAUCUCAAACCCAGAUGUUUCUAUCGACAAUCAAUUGUCUGGCACAAAUAUUUAAUUGCCAGAAAAAUUGCUACAAAAAAAGUGCAUUUGAGUUCUUUCCGUAUCGUGGUUCAAGUGAUUUCCACUUGAAAUUUUUAAAUUCAAUUCAAUCUCUGAGAUAAUAGUGUGUUAUCUAUUAAUUAUUUCAAAGUGAAAAUGAAAAAUUUUAUAACGAUCAUUUGACCUUCUCAUAGCUGAAAAUGAAUGGGAAGAAAAAACGACAAUGACAAUGAAUCGUCGUUUUGUUUUUGUUUGUGGGUGGGGGAGAGGAGUGGCAAUAAUUUAAUUCAAUAUUUUUUUCAGUAAUUUAAUUUAAUAUAAUUUAUACAUUUUAAAAGCUUUGCAUCUUAGUAUGGUUCAAAAUUUGUUUUUUUUUUUGAAAUUGAAAAAUUUUUUAAAAACAAAAAAAAUUAUGGUAUGGCAAACAAUAGCAUCAUGGACAAAAACUGCUUGGAAUUGGCUCGUACAAGGUGGAAGAUUGCUUAAUGAUGCAGUAAAUGUUUAUCAAGCAGUUGAAGAUAUCUAUUUUAAAGGACAGCCACCACCGACACCGAUAUUACCGGAAUAUGAUCGUGAUAAAUUGGAUCAAUUAUAUAAUGGCCGUCAACCGAUAACUGAAUCAGAAUGUAUGAGCAUAUUUGGUAAACAAUUUCAAACAAUGUCUGAUCAACAACCACCAGAAUGGCUUGGUAAAUGUUGUCUGGAUGAGCCAAGAAUUUAUUGUAAAUGUUUUAAUCAAAUUAAAACAACGCAUACAUUAUUGUUAUCAUGUCCAUAUUUAAUGGAAAAAAAAUUUGAUGCAACUUGUCAUCAUUUAAAUAAUGCAACACAAAAUACCAACAUUGGAUUCCAUGAUCAAUUGUAUUCAUCAUCAAUCGCCAAUAGAUAUAUUUUAUUCAUUUUUAUCACUUUAUUUUUGGUAAUAUUUGACAUAGUACUUUUAAUCUUUAUAAUACGUAUGAUGCGAUCAUUACGAACCAUUGUUGAUGCCAAUGAUGAUGAUGAUGAUGAUGGUAAUCUUGAUGAUCAAGAUGAGAAAACGAAAACGAUAACGAACAAAACUACUGAUAAUAGCAACGAUAAAUCGAUUGUUAAGAAUAAUAAUAAUAACAACAACAACAACAACAAAAAACGUGGAAAAAAUGUCGAUAAUUUCGGUUUAAUUUGAUUUAUAUUUUGAUCAACAAUUACAGCUCUGAUUGAGUGUGAAUAAAUCAAUCAACAAUGGAUUGUAUAGUUAAACUUGGAUUAAAAUUUCUUGGUCUUGAUGCUGUGGUAAAAUUUCC